Messenger RNA from Carassius auratus (goldfish), 3481 nucleotides. RefSeq names its product PAX3 and PAX7 binding protein 1 (gene paxbp1). Gene Ontology annotation, molecular function: DNA binding. The transcript is spliced from 19 exons. NCBI's taxonomy places the organism in Eukaryota, Metazoa, Chordata, Actinopteri, Cypriniformes, Cyprinidae. Gene Ontology annotation, cellular component: nucleus. The record is from RefSeq and is a predicted model, not a curated record. Bases 121 to 2832 code for a protein of 903 amino acids. Gene Ontology annotation, biological process: mRNA splicing, via spliceosome; positive regulation of transcription by RNA polymerase II.
AGAAGAGGAACACGUUUCCGCCAAAGGCAAAAUGGUGGAAUUGUUAUCAUCGCUGGCGCCCUGCAUAAAUCUAAAUAUCAGUCUGUACUAACUCUUCCAGAGGCGUUGCACUACAUCACCAUGUUUAAGAAAGCCAAGAGGUGCAAUUUCAGACGGAGGAAUGACUCAGAAAAUGAGGAGAGAGAGGAGGAGCAUCAGUCCGGCGGGCCCGGGGCUGAAGAUUCGGUGAGCCCGAGUGAGUCCACCAGCACCGGUGCCGCUCCUGGAGCAAACGCGCUGAACAGUCACGGAAACGGGGUUCAGGCCGGUGCUGUCAAGUCCAACAGAGAGAAAAAGAGAAAGAAGGAGAACCGAGAGGAGCCGAAAGCGAGUCUGCUGAGCUUCCACGAUGAUGAAGAUGAGGCUGAAAUGUUCCGUGUGAAGAAAUCCAACCACAGCAAGAAGAUUGUCAAGCUGCUGAAGAAAGAAUAUAAGGAGGAUUUGGAAAAGACCGGCAGUACCACGCAGGAACCAAACACACGCAUAGGCGGACCUGCUCAGAAUCUAUCAAUUAAAGAGGAGCCCUUGGAGGCCAGCAGUGAACAUGGAGAAGAAGAAAUGGAGGUGGACAGCACUGAGGAACAGGAGGAUGAGGGCGAGCAAAGGCCUUCGGGUGGAGCGUUUAGCCAAACUCUGUCGGCUCUCAGCUCACUCAGACCAGGCGAGAUCCCCGACGCGGCCUUCAUUCAUGCUGCUCGUAAACGGAGGCAGAUGGCUCGAGAGCUCGGGGGUGAGCCUCCGCUGGUCGAAAAUGACGUUACAAACAAGCGCCUCGCUCGUGAAGAUGAGAACGGCGGCAGUGACGACGAAGACGAGAAGAGAAUCGUCUUCAGUGGAGUCAAGAUAAAGACUCAGAGGCAGAAAAUAGCUGAGGAGAUAGGUAUUGAAUGCAGUGACGAUGAAGCUCUAGAUAAUGGGCAGGAUGAGGAAGUGAGUCGCUGGGAGCAGGAGCAGAUCAGGAAGGGCAUUAGCAUCCCACAGUAUACACACACAUUUGGGGUCCAAACCACCCAAUCCGAGGACCCAACUAUGUAUUACCAAGGCAGUUAUGAUGCACAGCCGUAUGGAGCGUCCUAUGCCAUGCCCUUUAGCUACGCCGCUGCCACAGUUGGAGCAGACAACAGCAAGCCUCUGAAAGCAGAGCCCUCGGUUCCCUAUCCCAUUCCCUCUUGUGACCUGACCCCUAUAACCACAGAUCUGGUAAAGAAACGUCUCAAAGACAGGCUGAGCUUCAUGCGUCAGGGGCACGAUUCCAAUGCCCGGCGCUUUGAGCAGAUCCAGGAGGAGCUGGAGGCCUCCAAAAAGAGCAUCCAGCUCCUGGAGGGCUCCUCACAGGAGGCUGCAGACAAAUAUAGAUUCUUGCAAGAAAUGCGAGGGUAUGUUGGAGACUUGCUUGAGUGUUUCAGUGAAAAGGUGCCUGUUAUUCUGGAGCUAGAGGUCGCCAUGCACCAGUUACUUCGGCAGCGGGCGUCCCGUCUCGUCCAGAGAAGACAGGAUGAUAUUAAAGAUGAAUCGUCGGAGUUUUCCAGCCUUUCAAAUAAGGCUGUUAUGGCACCUAAUUUGGACUCAUUCGGUAGAGAUCGCACAGCCUAUCAGGAGCUGGCCAAGCAAAGGAGGAUAGCUGAAAGAGAAGCCAGACGAACUCGUCGCAGACAAGCUCGAGAGCAGAAUGGCAAGAGAGCCGAGCAUAAGGAGGGGCUGUCCAGUGAUGAUGAAGAGACAUCCACCGACAUCACCAGCUUCAGCUCAGAAAGAGAUCGCAUUUUAAAUGAGUCUAAGAUGGUUUUUGAGGAUGUGGCGGAGGAAUUCCACUCACUGGACAGCAUAAAGUCUCACUUUGAGACCUGGAGGAAGCUGUAUUUUACAUGCUAUAGAGAUGCCUACAUCGGACUCUGUCUGCCCAAACUCUUCAACCCUCUUAUUCGACUACAGCUCAUCUCAUGGUCUCCACUGGAGGUGGAGUGUCCCAACUUUGAGUACAUGCUGUGGUUUGAGUCUUUGCUUUUCUAUGGCUGUGGGGAUCAGAGCGGCCUGAAGAAAGAGGAAGACGUAGAUAACAGCCUGCUUCCUUCAAUCGUGGAAAGAGUGCUGCUUCCCAAGCUGGCAGUGCUGAUGGAUCAGGUGUGGGACCCGCUCUCCAGGAGUCAGACGUCCAGACUGGUCACGUUCAUGCAGAAGCUAAUUAAAGGCUAUCCGACUGUGCUGCAUGGCGACAACCGCAACACACAAGAGCUUCUGAGGACCAUAGUCAUGCGAAUUCGACGGACUCUUGACGAUGACAUUUUCUUGCCUCUUUUUCCAAAAAAUGUAAUGGAGAACAAGAACUCUGGUCCUUACCUCUUUUCCCAGAGACAGUUUUGGUCUUGUUUAAAGUUAUUUGGGAAUAUCUUAAUAUGGGACGGGAUCCUGUCUCCGUCAGUGCUGAAGGAGCUUGCCAUGGACAGCACACUAAACCGCUACAUUCUCUCAGCCCUGCAGACCACAGACGUCAGCGAGGAACACAUGGAGAAGUGUCGCAGGGUGGUGGAGUGUUUUCCGGUGCAGUGGUUCAGCAGCCUGAAAGGACAGCAGACUCUUCCUCAGCUGGAGAACUUCUGCAGAUAUUUAAAACAUCUGGCCAGCAGUCUUUAUCGCAGCUGUGUGGCUGGAUCAGAUGUGGAGAAGAGGAACGUGAGGGAACACAUAAAGGAAGUGGUUAGGCUUCUUGGACGGCUCAAUGCUUUAGACCAUGUUAUUGCGGUUGCGUCAGAACACGGAAUUAAAGAUAUAAAGACUCUCCUCGAGAACAAAUGAAAGGAAAAGCAAUGGGACGCAUGCCUCCCUGACCGUUUUUGGAUGAAUCACACCAUGUAAAUACUGUGAAUAUUGUAAAUUUUUUGUGUGGCUGAAGAUUUUCCUUUGGGGACACACAAGUGGAAUCUAGUGAAGUUUCUCCUUCAAGACAGUUGAAAUUCAGUGUGUUUGAAGUGCACUCUGCUGUGUUUAGACUUUUGUAACCUCUUUCCUGAGGAGAGGUCACCCCUUUUUUUACGGGUUUUUUUUUUUUUUUUUUAAAUGGAUGGAGUCUCUUAAUGGAUCUUUUAAACUGUCUAUCACUGCAGUAUGAUUACCUGCAAGAAAAUACUACUCUACUCAUGCAUGGGUUUGGUGCUCUUUCCCUUCCACAAAGGCCGCACUAAAGCUGAUCUCUGAGAGCAGGAUACAUAAUGCAUCUUGUAAACAUGCAAAAAAUAUUUAUGCACAGCCAUGGGUUGAAAUGAUCCUGUAUCUGUGCCCAUCUUAAAACAGAGUUUUGCUCAUGUGCCAACCUCAGCCCUAAUUAAAUGAACAUGACAUGCUGGCAAACAAAACAAUGUGCUACAGUAACACAUGUACUUAUUUUUUGUUGUUGUUUUCCUGGAUCUUGUAAUGUUUUAUUUGCUUAAAUAAAGAGUUAAUAAUA